ACAAUGUGUUCAGCUCUCAUUUUGGACAUUGGUUUGUAAUCACAGUGUCUGAUAAAGCACCUUUAAUCAUGGGAAACCCUAUCUUCCAGAUCAUCUGUUACCUGGUUGCAUAUCUCACACUGCUAUUGCUCAGUGUCAGUGGAAACACAAAUGGGUCAGAAAUCAAUUGUAUUGCAACUAUCAAAGUGCCUCGAAACACACAGUUUAGAGCUCCUGUUAUGACAUUGUUGAUUAUAAACUGUACUGUUAUUGUACAUGAAUGUCAGAACUCAAGUAUCUACUGGUGCAAAAUCUAUGGAAAUGACUGUAAAGCCUUAAAUCACUCAAAUAAUAUAAAAGCAGAGUGGAAGAGUAUCACAGAACAUGAUGGGAUUGCAUUCCUGACUUUUUUGAACAUCUCAACGGAGGAUGAAGGUUUAUACAGAUGUAGACUAGGCGAGACCACUGUAAGCCAUUCUAUUAAUGUCACUGUGACAGUAGGUAAAGAGGAGGUUUUUCUCAAUCAAAGCAAAACAGGUGAUCUGAAUACAUUUCCUAAAGAUGGUCUGCAGUGGCUAUGGCCAUAUGUUUACAUCUGCGGUGGAAUAGUGGGGCUGGUGGUCAUAGUUAUGACUUUAUCAUUAUUUAUUAUCAGACGCCAAGGAACAAAAUCGACAUGGAAAAAUAAGACAACUAAAAAUCAGAACAUUGGGACACAAAGAAGUGACCAGACUCCUCCCCAUCACAACACCCAUUCCACCUCAGCCCAUCUGAGCUCUGCUUUAUCCUGUGUCUAUGAAACUCCACCUGUCAGAACAGGAUCAUCAUCUGGAAGGUUCUCAGCUAAUAUGGCAGAAUCAAAAGGGAGCCAUAACAGCAUUAGCACAGGAAGAGGAGAAGAGAAUGCUCUUGUGUAUGCUUCUUUGAAUCACCAGGCAAUAUCAAGAGGGCCAAAAAGAACAGCACAACAAGAACCAGAACCCUCCGAAUAUGCUGCAAUCCGCUUCUGCUGAUUCUAAGAUUUACUCAGAUACUUUAAAAAUGAGUACUCAAAAAUGCUCACUCAUAUGCUUUUCUGUAUUAAGGAAUCACUAUAAAGGACACUCGAUGAGGAAGAAAAAUCUGAGUGUUCAGACACCUCUGUUUCUGGGUCAUGUGAUAGCAGCUGGUUGCUUGUAUUGCACUGGUCUGACAAGCAUUAACAGUGCUUGCAGUCUGUAAUUUAUUAUAAAAAUCAUUUUUAAUGCCAUGUUAAAAUAAUAUGUAAAAACAUUUUAGAAUUUUACAUUUCUUUAAUAAAUAAAAUUACAUAUUUUAUCAAAUUUAAUUUUAUAAAAUAAAAUUAAACAGCUUUAUUCCUGAAGAUCUCAAGAAUAAACUCAUAGUCUUUUGAGAAUAAUCUCAAAAUAGGCCUUUUAUGAGAAUAAAGUCAAAGUUUUUAGAAUAAAUGUAAAAAAAAAAAUAGUUAACUUUUAAGGGAAAAAAGUUGCAUUUUGAGAUUAAAGCAGUGAUAUUAUGAGAAUACAGUCAUUUUGAGAUUGAAUUAGUAAUGUUUUGAGUUUAAACUCAUAAUGUUACCAGAAUAGAGUCGCAAAAUUUAAGGUGUAGUAUUUUGUGAAUAAAGUAAAAUUAUUUCGAGAAUAAAUCACAAUAUUACAAGAAAAAAGCAUGAUUAUCACAAUAGCAAUAGGUCGCCUAGGCACACAGCAGCAGUUCUUUAGGAAAUUAAAUGUAUUCAGGAGAAAGAUCUAGAAGGACAUUCAGGACAUUGCCUCUUUUGUGCAAUCUGAAAUGCCAACCAGUGGUCAACUUCAGUGGUAUCAAUGGAUACAUCAUUUACAUCUGCUCUACUUUUCUGUCCUUCAUUACUUUGAUGUUACUUUCAUUAUGACUUUAUUCUCAUAGUAUCACAACUUUUAUCUCAUAAUGCUAAGACUUUAUUCUCAUAAAAUUAUUAAUUUAUUUUCAAAAAAUUACUACUUAAAUCUCAUAAUGCUACAAAUUUAAUCUUAUAGUAUUACAACUUCAAUCUCAUAAUGUUAAGACUUUAUUCUCAAAAAAGGCCAAUUAUGAGAUUAUACACAAAACAUUAUGACUUUAUUCUUGUAAUAUAAAUUACUUUUAUUCUUUAUUUAUACAAUUAUUUUUAAAGUGGUAUUAACACACUGUUGUAGUAACUUCUAUGUUCUCCCAUUUACAAAAGUAAUUUAACAGCUCUUUCAUCUGCCCUAAAAAGACAAUUUAUAGUAUAUUUAUUACAUAUGUUUUAAUUUUGAAAAUGUAGUUAUUAAAAUGUGAAGUAAACCAAACAGGAAAUAAAGUUUAACACUUAUACAAUGGCUGAUCCUAAAGCAAUGUGUUAUAUGUAACCUAAGCAGUGAUUUUUGAAUACAUUCUGAGGCUGACCUUAAAUUUUUUAUUUGUGAAUUAUUCAGUGGUUCAAAUAUCCAAUGGAUUGCUUAAUUAUUAAGCUAUGAGAAUGCUUCAGAAAUUCAGUUUAUCAGUAAUAUCAAACACCUAGGUUCUGAUUUUAAAUGGUAGUCUACAUAAAAGAUACUGGUGUUUUUAAGUGUUAUAACAUUAUGACAGACUGUGGAAGGCAUCACUUACUCCAGAAGUACUUCAGGAAAGAGAUACAAUUGAAAAUUUGAGCUAAAUUAGAUUAUUUUAAAGGUAUGAUUUAAGGUUUUGCAAAGCACUGAAAAAGAGCACCAGACAUUAGGAGUAUAUAAAGUUUAUUUUUUAGUUUGUGAUUUGUAGGAUGUCUAUGCAGAGUAAAACCUGAGAAGCCCACAAGAGCAAAAGCAUGCAGACACAUUUCCUGUAUGAGAAGGGGGAGACUGAAACUUAUCAGAUAUGAUGGUGGGAUUGUGUACCACCCACACUGAAAAAAUAGUACAUAUGACCUCCUACUGUCAAUGUAUUAAAGGUCAGUGAGUUACAUACUCCCUUCUGUUUAUACUGUACAUACUGUGCGUGUGUGUGUGUGUGUUAUUGUGAAUGAGUAAAUUAAUCCAUAUUAUUCAUCACAUCAUACCUGAGUGCUUAUGCAAGUGUGUAAAUGGUGCUAUUCUACUCUCUAGUAUGUUGGUGUGUCAAGUGCCAGACUAGUUCUACUUGAAAACUGUGGCUGUGACACAUUCCUUUAAAGGGGAGUUCCAUAAAAUAUUCAGUUAUUUAAUGAAUUCAAUUAACAGUCUCAGAAAAAUAUAUAGGGUGGAAUCAGGGUCCAAAACACAUUUUAUAAGCACCCCGAGUUUUUGGGGCAGACCUUACCUGCUAAAAAGAGACAGACUCCCUCCCUCCAGGGAAGCAACAACAUGUAUGCUAGAACCUAUACCCACUAAGCUACUGAAAGAGGUAUUAAGGCCUGUUCACACCAAAUCCAUGACAAAUUUGCAAGAUGAACUUCAGACGAAAGGUCUAUGCACAAUGAGACUUUAAUGAAUGAAACAAAAAACAAUUUCACCCCUGUACAGUAGGUGCUGUUGCUGUUCCAUAAACAUAUUUAUACCAGUUUCCUGCCAUUCAGCAGUCAAUGUUAGAGAUGAAUGUACUAAAUGCUGUUAAAUCUAAUUUAUUUACCUAAUUUGGCAAGUGUUUCAUGGAGUUAUUUUCAUGUUUUUGAUGUGUUUUGAGAAAUAUAGAAUCUGUGUUUUUAAGUGAGUGACAUGAACAAAGAGUGCUGUUGCAUAAAUAUACAUCCUGAGUCUUUAUAUUUGUAUGUGUAUUUUGCUAUGAGUAUAUUCCAAACAAACUCCCAAACCCAACUUCUCUUUAUAUAAUGCCUGGAUCAAUGCCUGGAUAAUAUAACACAUGGUAUAGUGAUAUAAAUACACGUUAAAUAAUGUACACUAAGAAUUACAGGUAAGGUAAAAAAUA
Molecule: messenger RNA, 3861 nt
Organism: Myxocyprinus asiaticus (Chinese sucker)
Lineage: Eukaryota; Metazoa; Chordata; Actinopteri; Cypriniformes; Catostomidae
Product: B- and T-lymphocyte attenuator-like
Exons: 6
Coding region: 69-992 (307 amino acids)
Biological process (GO): immune response-regulating cell surface receptor signaling pathway
Cellular component (GO): plasma membrane
Molecular function (GO): signaling receptor activity
Source: RefSeq, a predicted model, not a curated record